UAUUCGGUUAUGUUAUUGUUUUACGUGACACUUAAAUUGUUUGGUACUUUUUCCGGGGUUCAGUGAAUGUGUCAUGUAGUGCUAACCAAUUAAAAUGUUUAUUUGAGCCAGAACGACAUUGAUUGGUGGAGAACCGGAAAAUAGGAGGAUCUACGCCUGGAGUACAUCCUCCUAAGAACAAGAGGGAAAUCUGAACAGAGACACCAUUAGGAACGUUCGAGAAUAUCCACAACUAUAACUAAGGCCCAUGUUUAAGGUUGGCAGAGUGUUAUAGUUAAAGCAAUUUAUCAUCAAACAUAUUCUGUCUCGUGGCGACAUUAAAUCGAGUCGCUGCUUCGACAAGGAGAGAUUUUGGAGCUAAUUGUUGUCACGAACAACCAUGGCAGAUGAACCAGCGUCAGAAGUGCAGCUUCUCAGAAAGCACAAGGCCCAGCUUAUAGAUAUCCUGAGCGCUGAUGCCGACUUUGUGCUGCAGCAUGCAGACUCUCGUUGUCUGCUCUCCUCUCAUGGCUACCAGCAGGUGAAAGCAUGUCGUAUUCCGAGUGAGAAGGUGACUGAGCUUCUGGAUCACGUCAUCCAGAGAAGCCCUGAAGCAGCGCAGGGUUUCCUGCAACUACUGAAGGAGCAGUCACUACAGGAAACCUUCCCUCUGCUGGAGUUUGUUAAGGAUCUGCAAGUCACAACACUGUCCUCAGACGGAGGUUUGCUUAACCGGUGUGGACUGAGGAAGGGAGAUCACCUUUGUAGAACUGAGGACAUGGAUUCAGACAGGGUUCCACUCUCAGACCUGAGUGAAUCUCUCAUCGACCACUCAGAGGGCCAACGCUUCCUCAAUGAAACUGUUAAAAUCAUAGUGGAGGAGGUUCUGCAAAAGGGAACGGACGUCAAGGAGAAGGUUUGCGAGUGGAAGGCACCGGAGGAGUUGGCUCUGCUGCUGGAUCUGGAGCUGAGGUCGACGGGGGAGCCAGAGGAGAGGCUUCUACAGAGGGUGAAGGACGUGGCCAAGUACAGCGUCAAGACAUGCCACCCACAUUUUUUUAACCAGCAGUUUGCCGGCGUUGACUAUCACUCCCUGUCUGGACGAUUUCUCAGCGAGGCUCUCAACACUAAUCUGUUCACCUAUGAGGUGGCCCCCGUCUUCAUCCUGAUGGAGAGCGAGGUUCUCAGGGCCAUGCGUCGGCUGGUCGGCUGGACGGAGGGCGACGGUCUGUUCUGCCCCGGCGGGUCGUCCUCUAACAUGUACGCCAUGAACCUGGCACGACAUCGACACUUUCCGGACGUCAAAACCCGGGGACUGUUUGGUCUGCCACGACUGGCGGUCUUCACAUCUCCAGAGAGCCAUUACUCUGUGAAGAAAGGGGCUGCAUUUUUAGGGAUUGGGACUGACAACGUUGUCCUGGUGAAGGUGGAUGAAGGAGGGAGAAUGGUUCCAAGUGAUCUGAAUGAAAAGAUAAUGUUGACAAAGUCACAGGGUGCGGUACCGUUCCUUGUUAGCUGCACAUCAGGGACCACAGUCCAGGGGGCCUUCGACCCACUGGACCAGAUCGCUGACAUCUGUGAGAAACACAAGAUUUGGAUGCACAUCGAUGCAGCCUGGGGGGGCAGUGUGCUCUUCUCCAAGCAGCACAGACAUCUGAUGAAAGGUGUUGACAGGGCCGAUUCCGUGGCCUGGAAUCCCCACAAGAUGCUCUCUGCUGGCCUGCAGUGCUCCGUCUUGUUGUUAAAAGACACAUCGAACCUGUUAAAGCAGUGCCACAGCGCCAGCGCCACCUACCUCUUCCAGCAGGACAAAUUCUACGACAUCAAUCUGGACGUGGGGGACAAAUCUGUCCAGUGCAGCCGCAAGGUGGACUGUCUGAAGCUGUGGUUGAUGUGGAAAGCUGUGGGCUCUGAGGGCUUGGAACGACGUGUUGACAAGGCAUUUCUCCAUGUGAGAUAUCUGGUGGAACAGAUGAAGAAAAGAGACGGUUUCACACUUCUGCGUGAGCCGGAGUUUGUGAAUGUGUGUUUCUGGUAUAUACCACCGAGUCUGAGAGGGAAGGAAGGAAAUACAGAUUACCAGAAAAAACUGGCUCAGGUGGCUCCCACUAUCAAAGAACGCAUGAUGAAACAGGGUACGAUGAUGCUCGGUUACCAACCUCUGGGAAACAGGGUCAACUUUUUCCGAGUGGUCGUUCUCUCUCCCCUCGUUUGUCAGAAAGACAUGGACUGGUUUCUGGAUGAAAUAGAGAGACUUGGAAAAGAUUUGUGACUCAAGUCGUGAAUCACCGACCACUGUCAAUGUUCUCAAUGAAGACAUCUCACAUACUGGCUGUAUCGUUUAAUAAUAACAUGUAAAAGAUCUUUUUUAAAAUAGAAAUAAUUAUUAGGGAUUUUUGAUUUGAUUGUGAUUUGUUUACAAUUUUACACUUGUAACAUUGUAACAUGAUGGUAGACUUGAUAUGAAUAAAUUAAAACUUGGUGGAUUUUA
This is a messenger RNA of Cynoglossus semilaevis (tongue sole), 2470 nucleotides long. It is a transcript of the gene csad, whose product is annotated as cysteine sulfinic acid decarboxylase. Gene Ontology annotation, cellular component: cytoplasm. The record is from RefSeq and is a predicted model, not a curated record. Gene Ontology annotation, biological process: carboxylic acid metabolic process; taurine biosynthetic process; regulation of apoptotic process. The transcript is spliced from 16 exons. The coding region runs from base 380 to 2251 and encodes 623 amino acids. Gene Ontology annotation, molecular function: pyridoxal phosphate binding; sulfinoalanine decarboxylase activity. Lineage: Eukaryota; Metazoa; Chordata; Actinopteri; Pleuronectiformes; Cynoglossidae.